This is a messenger RNA of Thunnus maccoyii (southern bluefin tuna), 3065 nucleotides long. It is a transcript of the gene hs6st3b, whose product is annotated as heparan sulfate 6-O-sulfotransferase 3b. The record is from RefSeq and is a predicted model, not a curated record. The transcript is spliced from 2 exons. Bases 775 to 2091 code for a protein of 438 amino acids. Gene Ontology annotation, molecular function: heparan sulfate 6-sulfotransferase activity. Lineage: Eukaryota; Metazoa; Chordata; Actinopteri; Scombriformes; Scombridae. Gene Ontology annotation, cellular component: membrane.
UAAAUCUCCAUGUUGUUUCUGUUCUGUGUCCCUGUGGGCUUCUGGCUUUGCACUGUGUUAAACAAGAUUAUGGGAUGGACGGGAUGGGAUGUAAGAGCUUUCCCAGCCCAACCGCGACAAGAGCAUAACGCAUACUAUUUGUCGGCUCGGAUGCAGCAGCAUCCUCUCAAAAGCACUGCUUCAGCACAGUCGGUCAGACCGCCUCAACCCCGCCGAGGAUGCUGUAGGAUGCUGCCGGUUCAGAGGAUUCAGCCCAGCAGCCCGAGUCGAGCGCUUUCUGCUGAAAUAAGUAUAUUACCUAAAUGAACCCCACUGUGAUUUAGACCGGGAUCGGUACCAGAAAGAGAGAGGGGGGUAAAAAAAAAAAAAACAAAAAAAAAAACUACAAACUCUCAUCGGCUGCCUCAUUUUCAACUUGACAUCCAAGCAUGGGAGACGUCGGCACGGAUGCGUCUCGUUUUAGAAGUUGGACAGCCAAAACAUUUUUAAUGCCAUGACUCUUGACUUUGGACGAGAUUUCCAGCGCAGUGCAGACGGCGUGCAGCAUUUCACAAACGAGAAGGUGCAGCAUUUUAGAAACCGAAAGGUGGACUUUUCCUUCUGUCCAGAUGAUGCGUCUGUGGAGGGUGUUAUCUGAUCAACAUGUGGCACUCAGCCUGAAUAAUAGACACCUUUAGUCCACCUGAGGCAUGGAGGGAUAUUGAUUCCUAAAAGAACCCCCGUGGGUGCUACUUAUUAUUCAGAGUAAUGAAAUGAAGACACUAUCUUGAUAUAAUGGAUGAUAAAUCCAGUAAGCUCAUCUUGGUUCCUAUUUUAGCUGUCCUUUUUGUUAUGAUAGGUUACCAGUAUAUAUGUCCCGCUGGAAGCAAUUCGUGCCACUUUAAGACUGGGGAGAAAUUAAGAGGGGUAAGCCUACUUUCCACUCCGUAUCAGGACAGCGAUGAUUUUUACAGAGAUCAGGACCUGGAGGACGACAGCCCUCCAAAACUACCGUCCAAAUUCAACUUCACCGAGAGAGACCUCGAUAGACACGUGGAGUUCAACAUCAAAGGGGACGACGUGAUAGUGUUUCUGCACAUCCAGAAGACCGGAGGAACCACUUUUGGGAGGCACUUGGUGAGGAAUAUUCGCUUGGAGCAGCCGUGCGACUGUAAGCCAGGGCAGAAGAAAUGCACAUGUCACCGGCCAGGAAAGGAAGAAUCGUGGCUCUUCUCCCGGUUCUCUACUGGAUGGAGCUGCGGGCUGCACGCAGACUGGACCGAGCUGACGAACUGUGUACCUGGCAUUAUGGAUAAGAAGGAGGCCGAGAGGAAUAGAAGGAACUUCUACUACAUCACCAUGCUGCGCGACCCAGUCUCCCGCUACCUGAGCGAGUGGAAGCAUGUCCAGCGAGGAGCCACAUGGAAGACCGCCCUCCAUAUGUGUGAUGGACGCUCGCCCACCCAAGACGAGCUUCCCACCUGCUACAGUGGGGAUGACUGGUCUGGUGUCACCCUGACAGAGUUCAUGAACUGCCCGUCCAACCUUGCAAAUAACCGGCAGGUCCGCAUGCUGGCUGACCUGAGCCUGGUGGGCUGCUACAACCUGUCCUCUAUGAACGAGAGCCAGCGCAACCACAUCCUUUUGAGCAGCGCCAUGAGCAACUUAAAGAACAUGGCUUUCUAUGGCCUGACUGAAUUUCAGCGCAAAACGCAGUACCUGUUUGAGCGGACGUUCAGCCUGCGCUUCAUCGCCGCUUUCACGCAGAUCAACAGCACGCGAGCCGCCAAUGUGGACCUGAGCGAGCCCGUGCGCAGACGCAUCGAGGAGCUCAACUACUUGGACGUGCAGUUGUACGAGUACGCGAAGGACCUGUUCCUCCAGCGUUUCCAGUUCACCCGCCAGAAGGAGCACCAGGAAGUGCGUUUGAAGAGGCGCGAGGAGAGGCGUUGGCUGCGGGAGCAAAGAGAGCAGGGCAGGCCAUGGCCGCCCAAACACAGAGGAGGAGGAAAUAAAGGCGGGAGAGGGGGAGGAGGAGUGUUUGAGAAAGGGACUGACGGGGACUUCCCCACUACCACUGAGGACUACACGAGCCAAGUGGCCCGUUGGUGAGGCUAUGAUCCCAUAGCGAGAGAGGGCGAGAGAGAGAGAGAGCAGUUAGAACAUUUACUUGGACUCUGUCUCACACAUCCUAUGUCUCUCUCUCUUUGUCUCACCAUUAAUCUGUCUCCUGCAUCUGUUUCUCAGCUUCAGUGUGAUCCAAGUGCUCUGCUGUUUCUUUCUGAAAACUGCCAAGUCUGUGAGUCUCACAGCAGCUCUGCCUUGGAGUGCCCUUCGGUGUCUUAAAUCUUUAAAUGCUGUUUGUAUAUUUUUGUCAUUUAACUUUUUGCCUUGGUUAUUUAUCAUGUGUUGAAUAAGACAGUCGACUGAGGUGAAAGCAAAAAAAAACAACAAAAAAAAAACAACAAUCAAAAGAAGCUGCCAUAGACUGCAUAGCUUUUAAUUUUGACUUUCAUGCAAAAUUGAUGAAUGCCAUUGAAGUCAUUGUCUCUGUUGCGACUGGUAGAAAACAUAUUCCAUUUGAAAGAUGUAGUUGUAGAAGAGCUGACAGUUGCAUGUCACAUAACCACACUAUACUUACAAUUGGGAAGAGUGAUUUCCAAAAGAUAUACUGUAAAACCAAAGUGAAUAAAGAAGACAAUGUAUGGAUUUUUAUUUUUAUUCAAUGCCAAUGCAACCCUCUCUAAAGAUCACAUUGUAUGCAUGCAGUACCCAUGUUUUAAACCAAAUUACAGAAGACUGUCUCUAUAGUGCUUAAAUUUUGGUUACAGUGCAUUAUAUAUUAUUUUCUCAAGUGCAAUACCUUGCAGACUUUUAACACCUCUCUCUAAGACAAAAUAUUAUAUACACAAAAACCCAGUCACAGUCAGAAAUACCCUGCUAAAUAAAACAAGCCUUGGCCCUUACCUUUGUUUUUUUGGGGAAUAAGCACUUAAGUACUGUGAUGAGAAAAAAAGCAUAUUUUGUAAGUAAUUCAUUUUUGAAGUAGUGAGUUGCAGAGAUAAAAAAAAAAAAAAAAAAAAAGU